Molecule: messenger RNA, 570 nt
Organism: Symbiodinium necroappetens
Lineage: Eukaryota; Dinophyceae; Suessiales; Symbiodiniaceae
Source: the annotation of a GenBank genome assembly
AUGUCCGCUGUCGUGCACGGCAGACCUCACGAAGGGGGCGACCGCAGAGAUGCAGUGCAGUCGUCGCGAUGGUGGCAGAGCUCGAAGGAGGCGAAUCAGCCGGAGCUCGUGGAUGGUGCAGAGCUUGCCAGAAAGCUCAUCGCAAGCCGGUGUCCUGAAGCUCUGUCCAGCUUCAAGGUUUUCACAUGCGUGGGUGGUCCUCUUCGUCCUCAGUCCAGGUCAGUGUCAUUCCACCGGGCUGGGCCGUCGGAGGAGGUCGGCAGAGUGAUGUCCAGCGUGGAUGAUUGCAUCCAGUACAUUGCCAAGGAGCACCGAGUGUCUGCUCGUCGGGUUGUUCUAUUCACGGCUUCGAAAGAGCUGGCUCGAGACGGAGCCGAUGAGAGCUGGACGGCCAUUCAUGUUCCGAGUUCUACCGAAGGCUUCCGCUUCGAUGACAUACAGCUCCCAAACGACGGCGAGUCAGGUUGGUUCGAGCUGCCAGAGAUCAUCUUCAACAAGGUGCGUCGCUCCGACACAGCAGCCUUACCCCCGGCGCUUGUUUCUCUGUCGCCGUUCCUGGAUAUUCGCUAG